Anopheles nili is the source of this 1974-nucleotide messenger RNA. RefSeq lists its product as uncharacterized. The record is from RefSeq and is a predicted model, not a curated record. NCBI's taxonomy places the organism in Eukaryota, Metazoa, Arthropoda, Insecta, Diptera, Culicidae. The coding region runs from base 1 to 1962 and encodes 653 amino acids. The transcript has 2 exons.
AUGUUCAAAUUUGUCCGUUUGCGUUUGCCGCAAAUUUCACAAAUUAUCUUAAAACCUCACAGAAGGCAAAUAAAUUUGACUGUAAGUGUUGCGGUGAAAAAAUUCAUUGACUCUGAAAACGACUACGCCAGUGCGGUCUUGCAUAAUGUUAAGCUCAAGGAACGUAUCAACGACGUUGGCGUUUAUUUUCAUGAAGAAGCAGCGGAUAUGGCCAGCAUACUGGAGACAAGCGAAACAUGGUGCAAUGAUGCUCCGGAAAGAGUUUUGUUGCUCUUAAAGUAUGUUAUUACAUCAAUCAAGGACUGCCAAAAUGAAGCAAUGACGAUCCAGAAUACUAGGUUCGAGAAUUUCGUUCGUACCUUCGCCAAAAAUGUCUCAAAAUUCAACGAUGAUCAGCUUUCGCAGGCACUCAAUUUGUUGGCAGAUUUGGGUGAGAUGAAGUCGAUUUAUGAGCCCAACUUUUUGAGUCUAUGGACCGCACUCGAUAGUGAAUGUUUGGUACGGGUUAGGGACUGGAAUGUCGACAAGCUCCUAUACUUUGCUGACCAGUGGUAUCCGUUGCGAUUGGCCAAACAGUGUCGGUUCGUAGAUAAAGCGAUAUGGAAAAUUAGCAAUAAGCUACGCAAAUUGCCUCCGAAGCAGCUAGUAAAGACGGUUUUCUACAUUAACCUAACGCGUGUCCCGGUGGAGAACAUGAUGGACAUCGAGGUGAAUUUUAGCCAAAACUUUGACGCAUUCAACAUCGACGAUAUUGCGAUCCUUUGCAUGGGAUUCUUCAAGACAGAAACGCCCGUUCGCAGUAGCGAAUUGUUGGAAAAGAUCUACGCCAAACUGACUGACCAUCUGGCCACCGUUGAGGAUAUCGGUCUCACUGCCAUCCUUAAGCUGCUACGCUAUUCCUCCCGCAUACCAAACGUGUCGUCUAUGCAGAACCUUCUGAAUGCGCUGGUGCCGGAAAUACCGCGGCUCUCGAACCUGGCCUGCUUGCACAUUGCGCUACUCGGAAGCGACACCCACGUAUGCCACCAGCCAAGCCUCGAGUUGAUCGUUGAAAAAUACCUCCGCGACAUCACAAGCUUGCGUCUAAAGGACAUGGAACGAAUCGCGUUUGUACUUGCGCAUGGGAGCGUUACACUGAGCGAUUCCCGAGACUCCCGGCUGUGCCACGCUAUACUGGCGGACUUGCCAAACCGUGUCACCGAAAUCGCCCAGUAUCCAAAGUGUUACAUCUCACUACUCCACUUCCUGACAAUGCGGCAUGUGUACGACAAUUUCCUUAUAUCGGCCGCUUUCGAGCGAAAGUUUCUUCAGUUGGCGUACAGCAAAAACAUAGGCGGAGCUGGCCGUGAAGCCGUCUCUUUGGACGCCUUUGCCGCCAUCAACUUGUGCGGUGUGUACGACGGGAAUCGCUUUCCGGCAAAUGCCUUUCAGCUCGUCUGUAAGAUGACGCAGGACUACCUGCCAAACCCCCGGUACAGGCUCACCAAAUCGGACCGAAUGCUGCUAGACAUUGAGGCAACGUUCUACGUGCUCCACUCAAAGCACGGCCGGAUAAUGCACCUGCUACCACACUUCCAGCGGCCAGACAUUCUUUUCUGCUUCGAUGGUCGAACCGGGACGGUGGUUCCGUUGGAUGACCUAUUGCCGGAGGAUGCCGUCAAGACGCAUGACAUCAGGACGCGGGAAAGCAUAUUACGAGAGCUUAGCAAGGAGGCGCAUCUGCGAUUGGUGGCGAUUGUCGUCGGAUCGUGGAAUUGCUACAUUCGGGACACAAAACGCCGUACAGGAGGCUUCGCAAUGAAACUUGAGCAGCUUAGGAAGCUGAACUACGAAACAAUCGAGAUACCCUGGUACGAGUGGCCGUAUUCCCGAGAUGAUAUGCAAAAGUAUCUUGCGGCCAAGCUGUCCCCCAUCCUGUCAUCGGCCAGAGGCCAUUCGGAACUCCAUCCCCCUCUAAAUUAAAUAAAAUAUAAA